This is a messenger RNA of Helobdella robusta, 780 nucleotides long. RefSeq lists its product as hypothetical. Lineage: Eukaryota; Metazoa; Annelida; Clitellata; Rhynchobdellida; Glossiphoniidae. The transcript has 6 exons. The coding region runs from base 1 to 780 and encodes 259 amino acids. The record is from RefSeq and is a predicted model, not a curated record.
AUGUCUUCCUCGUCGUCUUCUUCGUCGGAGUCACCAUCGAGGUCUACUAGUCGACACCGCGAGAGAAAAAGUGAUGGAAAGCUCCGACGGCAUAAAUCAAAAAGUCAUUCAAGCAGCAGAAGUCGGGUAGGUAAGAACAGGAGACACUCAAAUAAAGAGAGAUCAAGAGAGAGAGAGAGAACCAGCAAAGACAGUGAGAGGCAUAAACAAAGGUCGAGACAAAGAAUUAGAUCUUCAGAAAGAAAAAAUAAUAGACCCAGAGAGGAAGAGCGAGAGAGGGAUAAAGGAAAGGAGAAAUAUAGAAGAAAAGAAAGGUCAUCUGCACAUUCCAGGUAUGAUAAAAAAGAAAACAGGUCUAAAGAAAGUUCACCUGAAACCCAGAACUAUCAGCACAGCACUCGUUCAAAGGAAGAUAGAAUCCAGAAAGCAUUGAAAAAUGCAGCGGCUGACGACGAGGAAUUAAGAAUUAAUAAAACGACCAGCACAUCACUAAAUGGAUCAUCAUUUGAAGAUCAACAAUGCAGAAUCGAUAGGAUUAAUGAGAUAGACAGUGGGGAUUUUGUUCAGUCCAGGUUUAAAAGUAGCAGAUCUGAUAUUCCAUUGCCAAAAGGUAGUCAGAUUGAUUCUUCUCACGCGUCGGCCAUGUUUUCCAGCACAUCCCUACAGACUCUGUCUAUUUCUAAGCCCCCACUACUGGUGAAUGAUGAUGAGAAGUUGACAAAGUGGAAGAUCAAGUUGAGGGGUAUGAGAGAGAAGGCAGCGAGGAGAAGAUUCGUCUAA